Molecule: messenger RNA, 809 nt
Organism: Scheffersomyces coipomensis
Lineage: Eukaryota; Fungi; Ascomycota; Pichiomycetes; Serinales; Debaryomycetaceae
Product: mitochondrial 54S ribosomal protein MRP49
Exons: 1
Coding region: 239-715 (158 amino acids)
Source: RefSeq, a predicted model, not a curated record
CAAAUAACUGGUGAUACCACUAAUUCUUUACAAAAUAAACCUUACAUUGCUAGAAAUGCUACCAAUUUUAAAAUCAAAAUCAAAUCACGUGAUUUUCUUUAAAAUUGAAAAAGUCGUGUAAGCAUUUCAAAGUUUGAUUUUUUUUUUUCAUUUCCAAAAGGAUGAAGAUAUUAUUUUUCAUCUACAAUCUCUGAUCUAACAACCUAUUGAAAACUACAUAAACAAUAAUAUCUUCAUAAUGCUGGCCGCUUCUAGUUGUUCUAUGUUCAAGAACCUGCCAUCUUCCAAAAUAUUGAAACAAAUAUAUAGAUUGAAUCUUAUUGCUGGAAAUCCUGAAAAUGCAUACAAAUUAAAUCCUGAAAAAUAUUCCAAGAUUGAAUUAUUCUUAAUUCAAAAGAACGUUCAUGCUCAAUCUGUUGGUUUAAAGAAAUUCUGGAAGGAUUUCUUACCUACCCUUAAGUUCCAUAAUGAUGAUAUCGACUUCAUAAUGACAAGAAUAAAAGUUAAUAAUAAAGCUGAAGCAGCUGCAUGUCCUGCUAAAAUCUUAGUUCAUGGUAAAGAUCAAAAGGAUAACGUCGAAAUUGAUUGUGCUAAUUUACAUUCUUCAAAGAUUUUAAGACAAUUAGUUACCAAAACUGGUGCUGUUAAUAUACCUCUUGAAGAAAUCCCUCGUAUAAGGGAUCCAAAUGAACAAAAACCAGAAUGGAUCUCAUAAGUCUUUCCCUACAUUUCAUAAAUUUUACAGACGAUUAAAAAAAUUAAUUUAAUGAUUAUAUUCAUUACAUUACUUGUACAUAUAUAUAAAUAGU